UCUUAGCAGCUGCCAGUCCAGACCGCCUGGGAUGGGCGCCUCCCCCCACUAUCGAGCCGGCAAUAGGAGCACCAGCAAUGAGAAUGAUGAUUAGUAAUAAACGUUAUAAUGGAAUCUUCUCUUUCCUGGUCGCUUUGUCAUGCUCUGGGUAAAUGUGGUAGAGAGUCCUGUCCCCACUUUACAGGAAAAAUUUAUGAACCGCAGCAUGAAAAUCUACCAAAAGUCUACUUUUUCAUCACGAAUGAAGACUCGUUCACACCUAGGCCAAAUAGGAAUCUUCGCCGACACAGGUGGUACCUCAACUGAAAAACUGGGGCUAGAUCCCACUCUUAUUCUCAGAUUAACAGAAGGUGCAGACACAAAAAGGACUGUCCAUGAAUUUAUUAAUGACCAGAGAGACAGAUUUAUGCUCGAGUAUGCUCUGUCAACCAAAAGAAACACAAUUCAAAAGUUUGAAAAACAUGCAACAAUGAAGGAAAGACAACUCAUGAAAGCAGAACAAAAGCUCGAAGAAGACGCGAUGGCCUUUGAAGAGUUCCUUCGAGAAAACGACCAGAGAUCUGUAGACGCUCUUAAAAUUGCAGCACAAGAAACUAUAAACAAACUCCAAAUGACAGCAGAGCUGAAGAAGGCGAGUAUGGAGAUACAGUCGGUGAAAAGUGAAAUAGCAAAAACAGAAUUCCUCCUUAAAGAGUAUAUGAACUACGGAUUUUUUCUGCUGAAAUUGUCUCCAAAACAAUGGCAAAUCCAGCAAGCAAUGAAAAGGGUGUCAAAGAAUAAAGAAAAUGUGAAUGUCAUGCUUCCAAGUAUAAUGACAAAAUUAAGUACAAGGAGAAGAGAGGGCAACAUGGAGGAGUCCAGGAGGAUAUCAUUUUCAGAAGACUCUUCUCUGGGAAGGGGUGGCCAAGCAAAACCGCGCAAGACGACCACUCCCACCCUAGAGCAAAAGAAAUCAUCCUUAUCAAACCGAGCUGAAAGUAUCAGUUCAGAAGACAGUUUGGAAUUCUUUUUAAAUGAUGAUAUGGACUAUGAUCUGGAGCCAGAACUUUAUUUCAAAGAACCCGAAGAGUUACUUCAGGUCCUCACAGAGCUGGAAGAGCAGAAUCUUACUUUGGUACAAUACUCCCAAGAUGUAGAUGAAAAUCUUGAAGAUGUAAAUAAAAGAGAAAAACUUAUACAGGAUAAAAUAAAUACAAACAUAGAGUUUCUUUUGGAACACAAGGAAAUGCUUAAGGCUAACUGUGUAAGAGAAGAGGAAAAAGCAGCAGAACUGGAAUUAAGGUCCAGGCUAUUUAGUUUUGGAGAAUUUAAUUCAGAUGCUCAGGAAAAACUGAUAGACUCUCUUAGUAAAAAAAUUAAUCAAGUAUACAAAGUCUGCAUUGGAGAUGCUGAGGUUGGCAGCCUCAACCCAGUUCAAAAGCUGGUAAAAGUAGAGUCUCGCCUGGUGGAACUGAGUGAUCUCAUUGAAUCCAUUCCCAAAGAAAACGUGGAGGCAAUUGAGAGGAUGAAACAGAAAGAACGACGGCAAAAGUUGCGUGAAGAGAAAGUGAAAGAAAAACAAAAACACCAGGAGGAAAGGCUAAGAGCUGCUCUGGAAAGGGCAGUAGCACAACCAAAGAAAAAGCUGGGAAGACGACUUAUCUACCGCUCAAAACCUCCAUCUGGUAACAAACGUGAACUACUUUUAGUCAAGGAUACAAGAACAAAAUCACUGCAGGAAGAAUAUUUUUUCACUUGA
Balaenoptera ricei (Rice's whale) is the source of this 1738-nucleotide messenger RNA. It is a transcript of the gene CCDC38, whose product is annotated as coiled-coil domain containing 38. Gene Ontology annotation, cellular component: centrosome. Bases 140 to 1738 code for a protein of 532 amino acids. Lineage: Eukaryota; Metazoa; Chordata; Mammalia; Artiodactyla; Balaenopteridae. The record is from RefSeq and is a predicted model, not a curated record. The transcript has 14 exons.